UGAUGGACAUGCGGUGAAUGGUAUGGGCAAACAGUGGCACGUGGAGCAUUUUGUUUGUGCAAAAUGUGAAAGGCCAUUCCUGGGUCAUCGUCACUGUGAGAGACAAGGCAGGGCAUGUUGUGAAACCCACUACAAUCAGUUGUGUCUGCUCUGGUGUGUGAACUGUUUCGCUUGUUCAACUUGCAACACUAAGUUAAUGCUCAGGGAUACGUUUGUUGAAAGCGAUCUAAAACCUGUCUGCAAACACUGCUAUGGGAAAAUGCCAGAUGAAUUUAAGCGACGCCUUGCCAAAUGGGAACGAGAAGCGAAGGAGAAAGAGAAGCAGAAAAAGAAAAAGCCCAUCUGUUUGUGAACUCUUCUUCUUCUCACCACCACCUGUGCUCCUUUCGUCUUUGGUCAGUGCUACAGAAAUGGUCUUGCUGAGUUUGAUAUGAAGCCUGUCUGCAAAAAGUGCCAGCUGAAGUUUCCUCUAGAGCUGAAGAAAGGACUGAAGGAAUUAGCUGAAACUGUGGGAAGGAAGCAAAGACUUUGUCUGCUCUCCCCUUUCUUUAUGUGAGAGUUUGGUGCCGAAAGCUGGGAACAGCAUUGCCUGCAGUGAGGCUCCGCCUCUACAGCACAGCACGGUGCACCCCGCUCUUAUUUCUGCAGCCCUGUGGGUUGGCGGCAGUGGUUCAUCGUGGAGCCGGCUGCGGACCUGAGGAUGUUUUAAGAGGCAAGAUCUGUGAACAGCUGGGGGAUGGGGACAGACAGUGGGCACUGCGGUGUUGUGCGAUUGAACUCUGUGCACAGAGCAAGAUUCACCUCUGGAACCAAAGUGGUAAGGACCCUACCAAGUUCUCCUGACCACCCAUACCACCGCCAGGGUAGAGGAAUUAUACCGUGGAUACAUCAUACCCGCUUGAAGAAAGCACCAGGACCACUGUAAAUCAGGAUCUGAAAGUGUGUACAAGAGUUUGAUAAUAGUCAGUAUGAUUGGAGCAGUAGUCACAGCUUGGCAAGAGAAGAACUACUUAAAAAUAUCUAGGAAAAUUGGCCAGGCUCUCAACAAAUCUUGUUGGAUAUGCACUGCCCUCCCUAGAGGGGAGGGAAAGGUGCCAGUUUAUGGGAUAGUGGCACUAAAUUGGACCAUUCCUGACUGGGUAGAGCACGGAAAGUGUAAGUUUGGGAUAGAUGACAAGCCACAAAGGGGACCUAAGUUUGAUUUACUAGUUAUUAACUCUACUAGAUCUAUCUUUGUAGACAGGAAAACUGAUGGUAAAGGUGGGGUGGGGGUUGGAUAAGGGAACUUGACAGGCAUAGGGUGUAGUUGGGAAUAUGGAAAUUCUGGAGCAGUAUCAGGGAUCAGUGAAGCUGGAAGGUGGAACCAAGGUGGGGGGUGUGAUCCUAGAAUCGAUAAGGAGUCACAGUAGGUCUCAGAUAAGAACGUACUCGGAAUUGUAGAGAUGGGAGCAUCAUCCACUCAUCAGGAAAAUAUGGCCAGGCCAUGUCAGUUACCUCAUGGAUACCGGUGGUUAUGUGGGGACAGUCAGGCACGGAGAGCGUUACCUUUAAAUUGGACAGGUACUUGCACUACAGGAUACUUAAUACCCCAGACCAUGGUGCAUGAGGAGAUCCCUCGGGGACUCCUGAGGACCCCUUGGAUUCAAACUAAAUGUACGUACAACCCCCUAGCUAUAUAUAACAAGGGAUACCACAGCUUUCUGAGAGUCCUUAUCCUGGCUCGAGGAGUUGCCCAGCUAGAAAAGCUAUAGUAAAUAUCUCUGCAACUCUGGAAAUCGUGGAGAAUGCCACAAUGGAUGCCUUGUGAGCGAUCCAAGAAGAGCUAUCCUCUUUAUCCAAAGUAGUACUCCAGAAUAGGAUGGCACUAGACCUAUUAACAGCCAAGGAAGGAGGGGUAUGUACAAUAAUAAAUCAGAGUUGCUGUGCUUAAAUCAAUAAGAAUUUAAGAAUCGAGAGAGAUUUAAGGAAAAUUUGGGAACAGACGAAAGUCUUGGUUAGGACAAGUCAGGAUGACCCCAGCUGGGAAGGAGAUUUAUGGAAGUUGCUUACUAGCUGGCUACUGAAUCUAGGAUGGUUAGAGCAGCUCUUCCUAGUUUGCGUCAUCUUGGUGCUGUUGGUAGGUUUUACCUGUGUAAUGCUGAGAUUCUCUGCCUGCCUGUGCUGGAGUAUUAGAAAGGAGCACGAGAUAUGGAAGAGACAUGAGCUUUGGCAAAAGGUGGAAAGUGGGGCCUAUUUUGGGACACGUAGAACAGAAGUCCUGCUAGAUUAUAGAAAAGGGGGGAAUUGAAGAGUGAGAACAGGACCCUGCAGUUAUAGAGAGAAGGGCCUCACAGCAAGAAAAGGGAAAGUAGCUUCACAAAGUAGAAAUAGGGGCAAAUAGAGAUAGUUUAUGUAGAAUGUUAGAAAACAAGGGGUUCCAAGCACUUUCACAGACACCAGGUCUGGAAUAACAAGAAGGACGAAGGCCGUAAAGAUUAGGACUGGAGAGCAGCUCGAAAACAUUUGGCAGAGAGGUGAGUAGAUGUCUGCAGGGCAAGCUGAAACCGGUUUGGGGGAUGCCCCCCCCCCUUCAGGGUCAAAAGUUUGCAGCGAGGAAGAUUGCGAGCCUUCAUCAUCACAACCUCCUACGCACGCGCACGGGGGGCAAGGACUGCAUGCUGAUGGGCUCUUGGGAAUGUAAUGAAUAUGUAUCCGAAUUCCUGUCAAUUAUGUAUUAGUUCGACCUAUAUCUAUAGCACGAUUUCUCCUGACGCUGUGCAAGUUAGGUGGAGCGAUCCCCCUUGCACCAGGGUGUACGCGCGUCACCAAUAUACACAUGCCUGCUCUAUAUCCUUACUGGCCAUAGGGUCUGAUUUCCGCACGUCAACCAAGUAGAAGAUCUUAGGGGACAGUCAGAAAAACAACAUUCAGAAGUCCUUCUUCAGCAAGCCCUUAGAGAACAGUCGGCAAAUGAGAGGGAGAUGAGUGCUAGUUCCCCAGGUAGUGACUUUUAUCCAGAAGAAAAUGGGGAGGAUGUGAGAGCCCAAAGAGACAAAUCAGAAAACCUGGUGACUCUUCUCUGCCCUCUGAUAGAAACCGGGCACGCAUAUGAAGAGAGCAAAGGUGGGUACUCUGGUGAUUGUAUCAGGGAGGUCCCCUAUUCUGCUACCGAGCUGGCCAAAUUAGAGAAAGAUUUUGGUCACACCCCUAGGAAAUCAGAGACAGAGUAUGUGUGGACAGUGCCACUCACAGGGGGAGAUCAGAUCCCGUCGAUUGAAAAGGAAUCAGAGGGUUACUGGGGACCUGGAAUAUUUUUCACCACUGGCAACCACUGUGCCUUGUGGUCCCUUGCUCAAAGAGCUGCUUAUUGGGACGAUAAGGACCACUGAUGUUGUGUGGUUUGAUUUGAUUUUGAGCAUGUUUCUCACGCUUACGGAAAUGUUCUGUUUGUUACUCAGGAGGGACUCUGAGGCUGUAAUCAGACACAGAUUCCAAUGCGUGCCUUUCAUCUUGAUAUCCUCCAUUCGCUCUGUGAGUACCCGUGUACAGGUUUGUUGAUGAGCAGACCACGCUUCUGUCAACACACCUGAAUUGUUUCUGGCCCUGAUAGAAGUGGGCCAUUGCACACAGUAACCUCUGAGGAAUCUGAGGCUGGGAAAAUAUGCUUGUGUGUACCUGCAAAAACACACUGUGCGAAUGUGCCCAACGUUAUGGGCAGGUAGUGCUGUUUAUAUUAAUGAAAAUAUUGGUAUGCAAAUGAAGCAUGCAUACAGAAUUUCCCGUGGCCUGGGCAAGAAACCAAACAUGCCUCACUUUCUGGAGAAAGUACUGCUUAGAUUUCAGACUAGUCAGGUAGUCCCGUGGAGGAGCCUUGUUUAAGGUGGUUUGAAAAGGACCGUAUUUCUAAAUGCAGUCGCUGUACCAAUGACCUACUUCCGAUAGUUUGGACUUACACACUGAAUUUUGGACAUCAGACUUAGCAUGAAUUAUCUAUAUGAAGUCUAACUCCCACUGCAAGAAACAAGUAUACUCAGAUCUACUUGAAUUUUGCUAUAUUCCAUUCAGAACAACGCAUUAACUUUCAUACAAGCUUUUGCAUUUUAUUUACUUUUUGUGCCUUAUUCUGCUGGACCGUAGGUAACAGCGUUCCAUUAAACAUAUGGAUAUAGUUUUAUAUAUUUAUUAUAUAUUUAUUAUGUAUGUGGAUAUAGUUUUAUUUCCUAGUUUUGUGCAGAAACUAUGUACGAGGUAUUUGCAAAAGAUAACAACAUUUGCCUUAAUUAUGCAGGAUGCAAGAGGAAUUUUGUUUCAAGUGUGAAUGCCUGAGGGUAAAAUUUAGCUUCUAGGCUAAAUAAGUCUAGUAGUCUAAUAAUCAGUUCGAGUAGAAGCGGUCGUCUUUGCCAUCUGUCAUUCUGUGAGGUCGUGUGGCAUUUCCACCACGGUGCAUUCUCUCAAAUAAUGGGUGCCUUUUUCCAUAGCAGUCCAUCUCUUUAUCCCAGGCAUCAGAUGUUCUUCAAAGGGGUAUUUUUCCUUUACGGCUAAUAGCAUUUGCUUCCAGAGGAUGAAGGCCUCAGCCUGACAUCCACUAAUACCUCUGUCAGUGCCUUAGCAGUGCUUCCCGGUUGCUGAGCCUAUCUGCCAUCUAGCAACACACCGUUGGCCCCGGUGCCCCAGCAUUAAAGUGACCAGGUGGCAAUGGGUUUGUUUGGGUGCCGUGCAAAAUCUUUUCUCAAACCUCAGAUUUCAGUUGUUUUCAAAGGUCAAUUAGUAGUGCUGACAGUGUCCUCCUCACCUUCUUCUUCUUGUCUUCUAGUUUUUGCUGUUGCCUUCCUUGGUGUCGGUGACAGCGGUCUUGUCGAGAGCCCCUCCCCUGGAUCUUCUGCCUCUCCUUCCUCCUCUUCCUCUUCUUUCUGGUCUAGACGAGGAGUCAUCUGCUUCAAUUUACAUCCUUAUAGAGGGACAACUGACAUCAAUACUGGUGCCUCCCGUGAUUGAACCAGUUGUGCAGUUUCGAUGCUUUUUCUCUCUAGUUCAACUCAGAGGCAGCCUUGUUUAGAUUGGAGUCUGUCUGGUUUGUAUUGGAGGUGGGCUCAGUCAGACUGGAGGGUGUCUCAUCUGGAUUGGAACAGACAGAAGAGGUUUCAGAAAUGUUCUCAUUCAUCUCGGAGGGUGUCAUGUUCAGAUUGGAAGGUGUCCCAUGAUGAAUCUUUUGGUCUGGAGGACGCUUAGGCUCUGAGGUUAACUUGCUAUUUCCUGGGGUGGACAGUGCUAGAAACACCGAUGUGCACUGUAGAGAGCCUCCAGAAAAGCACAUCAAACUGCUUUCGUACCCUCAGGCUUCUGCGUCUCUUUUGACUGUGUGGAGCUGAGUUUUGCAAGAUGCUUUGAAAGACUGGAGCAUGGAAAAACUGUCUGCCUCAGCCGUGGUGACGCUGCUUCUGAUGCUGCUGCGGAAGCUUCAGAGCUAUCGAGCACACCUCUGAAACGCCACGAAAACCAGUGGUUUCCCCUGCAAAGUUUGUAUUCCAGGCUGAAUCCAUCAAGAGUGUUUUCAGCGGUGAAAAGACGUUCCCAUUUGGAAAUACUUCUGCCCCCAGUUCCCUCUUUGGAUUUGGCUUUCAUCCCCCAAGAAAAAGCGCAGCAUCCCAGAAAGCAGAGCAGGAAAAGCCAGGAGCAGCUGAACCACCCAAAAGCUGCGGUGCGCCUCAGAAGCCUUUGGAGGGCAAGGCAUCCCAGCUGGCUCCUGCAGCACAAGAUGGGCCCUCCAACUUCUCCUUUAAAAUUCUGGAAAAGGAAGAUCUGCAUCAGCAAGGUGCCUCGACGUCAAGGUGCGAGGGAUCUGUGUGCAGGUGUGAUCUCGAGACAUCCCUCCUCCAGGGGAGAUCCUGUCAUGCAGCCCGCUGCUGUGCAGGAGAGCUUGAGGGGUGCUUGGGCUGCUCCCUGUUUUGGGGUAAGAUGACCGCCUCCUUGCCAUGCUUUGUCUUAGGCACACAAUCCAUGUGUUGAAUCUGCUGUGGAACUGGGUGUCAGCUAUCAGUUCUUUCAGCCCCCCAGUUUGAGACAGCUUUGUGAUGGUUCGUCUCUUUGAGCCAGAGCGUUAGCAGUGCUGUUGCUCAUUGUCUUCCUGUGCCAGGCCUGGUGUGCCAUCCCCCAGGCAGUGCCCUGCAGAUGGGCUGGGGAGGGCUGGGCUGGGAGAGGGACUGCUGCGUUCCCUCCCAGCUGCCCUGCCCUUUCUCUUGUUCCUGCAGGCUCCAGUUCAACUUCUCCCUUCCAGCCGUGAUCAUCCCAGCCUGCGGGAGAGCAGCAAAUGGCCACAGCACAUCCGUGUCAGCUCCACUUCCAGCCCCCAGACCCAGGCUGAUCUCCCUGCUUGAAGGAGGGAAGGACCCCUGGAUCCCAGAUGUGCGUAGCCCUGAGGCCGUGCCAGGAGACCUCAGCCCAGCAGGAAUUGGGAUUACAGAUAUACUGGAGGAUCUGCAGGAAAGUGGUGUGGCUGAAGGGCGGUGGGGUAGUGCCUGUGUGCGAGAGAUCAGAAGGGAUGUCCAAGGAGGCCUGCGGCAAGGUCAGGGCGAACACAUCAAGAAGGCACUGGGAAAGCGUCUGGGAAAGACAGGAAGGAGCUCACUGGACUUCAACAUAGGUCAAAAGCAGCCUGAAGAACCCGGGAGCAAGGAUGUGUGCCGGAAGAAAAAGCAGAAUCCAUGCACUGAGUGUGAGAAAAGCUUUGAAAUAGAUUCCAGCGUCAUUAUCUGCCAGUGCAUACGCUCAGCAAUGAGCCUGUACAAGUGCUCUGAGUGUGGGAAGAGCUUGACAUGGAAAUCCCACCUCACCAAUCACCAGCGCAUCCACACAGGGGAAGGACCCUACAGGCGCUCUGAGUGUGGGAAGAGGUUCAAAAGGAGGUCUGAAUUGAAGCUGCGCCAGCGCUUCCACACAGGAGAGAGACCCUUUCAGUGUCCUGGGUGUGGGAAGACCUUCAAAAGUGGUUCUCACCUCACUUGCCACCAACGCAUCCACACAGGAGAGAGACCCUUUCAGUGUCCUGAGCGUGGCAACAGCUUCAAAACAGGAGAGAAGGCCUUUACGUGUCCUGAGUGUGAGCAGAGCUCUAAACACAGACCUCGUCUCAACACCCACAAGCACAUCCACAGCGCACACAGGUUGUAGAAGUAUCCUAAGAUUCUUCGAAACUGCUUCAAAAGCAGUUCCAGCCUCGUUAACUACCAGCACAACCACACACGAUACAGAGCCUGCAGAGCCCCGAACGUGGGGAGGGCUUCAGCCAGAGCCCCAGCCUGGUCACCACCUGUGGCUUUGUGCGGUGCUGAGCCUUACAAAUCCCUUGAGUAGAGGAAGAGCUCCGUGGCCGAACUGAACUCUGUUCCUCCUUGCCUGCCUGGGAAUUACCCCCUUUUGCUCUCUUUCAGCUGCUGUUGCUAUAUGGAGAGGCCAUGCACAUGAGAGUCCAGAGAGGGAUGUGUCACACCCUCUGCCAGGUGGCACAUUUCUGCCAGGGCUGUGUGGAAGGAGAUACCUGGGAAGUCUCUUGUUAUCUCCCCUAGAGAAUCCGAUCUGCUGUGGGGCCGCAGGUGAGGACCCAAAGGAAACCUCAGCUGGGCCGAUAUGUCACCAGGAAGGAAGAAAUUCUGUCUGCAGGGAGUGUGGGAAGAGCUUCAUCUGGAGCUCAGCUCCUUAGUAAGCCCCAGAGAACCAACCCAGAGCAGAGUCCCUGUGAGUGCCUUGACUGCAGGAAGAGGUCUGUCCAGAGCUGGGAGCUCAUCACACGCCAGUGGAUCCACGUGAGGAACCCUACAGACGUGCAGCCUGCAAGAAGAGCUUUGUCCACAGCUCGAACCUGCUGAGGUAGCAGAGUGUCUGCACUUGGGUGAAGUCCAAUACGUGCCUGCAGUAGUGAGUUCACGCGGCAGGAAGCCUUAGAAAUGCCUUGAGUGUGAGAAGGGCUUUGUGCAGAGCAGAGGGCUCCUCACAUGCAUGAGAUGACAGUCGUGGAAGAAGUGCUACAAAUGACCCAUGUGUGGGAAGAUUGUCAACCACAGCUCCUACCUGAUCAAACACCAGGGGUGGCCCUGCAAGUGUCUCUCUUGCCGACUCCAGCCUGCUGCUUGCUUCUGGGGAAGCCAUUUCUUUCGCACAACCCCCCCUAUCAGGGGGACUUCCAUUCUCGGGGUGGAUGCUCACUUGGGAGGCUUUGUCUUGGUGAAUUCGACCGGUAGCUGCAUCCACCCCGCAGAAAGCAGUGCCCUCAGUAUCACACGUCACCUCUGCACUCACUGGAAUCAACACAGGCACAGACAGAGCUCCCAAGGGAACAACCAGCCCCCCAGGUGCAGGGCUGUUAUGCAUUACUGGUUUUUCACGUUGGCAUGCAAAGUUGGAGUCCCUGUGUGCUUCAGCAUCGUCAGCAUGAGUGAGACAUGGUGGGAAUGGUCCUGCGAGGGGUGUGCUGUGUGUGAUGGAUGGCUCUGGGCUCUGCAGGCCGGAGAUGCAGGGCAGGUGAGAUGGGAUGGCGGUGCUACAUGUACUGGCGGGCUGGAUGGGAUGGAGCUUACAGUUAGUAAUACGCGGUUGAAAGCCUCUGGGUCUGGAUUAAGGGACAGGGAAAUAAUGUGGAUGUCACCAUGGGAGUCUACUAUAAGCCACACAGGCUGGACAGUGAUACCAAUUAAUUAUUCCUAAUUCUUUAAAGGAGUAUCUCAAGAGCAGCCUCUUGUCCUAACAGGACACCGGCUUCCCAGAAAUUGAGGGCGAGUAGCACACAGCCAAUGAGCUGUGAUGAUCCAAUGUGCUCUCAGGGAGAACUCAAGGCGAAGUCAAGAUCGCUCCUUUCCGGGCUUCGCAGGGAAACCCCCUCCUCGUAGAAAAGUGGGGUUUUUGGGGGGGAGACAGGGUCUUGUUUUGGGGUGAAAAGUGGUAUUUUAGGUGAGAUAAUGUCAUAUUUUUGGGAGAAGGGUGGUACUUUGUGAAGAAAAUGCCUUAUUUUGAAGAGAAAAAUAGUGUAAUGGUUGCCGACUUCCUAUUUUGGGGAGAAAGCUGGUAUUUUGGGGGAGAAAAUGUUUUAUUUUCAAUAGAAAAUUGGUAUUAGCAGGUGAGAAGACUUAUUUUGGGGAGAAAAUUGAUAGUGAUUGGUUUCAAUUUGGGCUGAGAAAAUGUCAUUUUUGGGUGGUAACUGGUAUCCUGCAAGAGAAAACGGCCCAGUUUUGUGAGUAGUGUCAUUUUUUUGGUAGAGAAAAUGCCAUAUAUUGGGUAGGAAAGUGGUAUUUUGGAGCAAAAAUGUCAAAUUCUGAGGUGCAUUUAUUUAUUUAUUUAUUUAUUUUUGUGGGAGAAAAUUUCAUGUUUUCAAAACCAAUGUGGUAUUUUAGGGAGACAUUGCUUUAUUUUUGGGAGAGAAGGGGUCUUCUGUAGGAGAUAAUGUUUAAUUUGGGGGAGAAGAGAGGUAUUUGGGUGGAGAAAAUGUUAUAUAUUUGGGAGAAAGUUGGUAUUUUGAGGAGAAAAUGUCAUAUUUUGAGGUGAGAAGUGCUAUUCUGUGGAAGCAGUGGUCAGAAUUUUUGGAGAAAAUUGGUAUUUGGGGGUGAAAAUAAAAUAUUUUUGCAAAAAAAAGUGGUAUUUGGGGGAGAUAAUGUCACAUUUUUGGGAGAAAAAUGGUAUUUUGGGGAGACGAUGUCAUAUUUUGGAGAAAAGUGGUGUUUUGGGGGAGGAAAAGUGUUAUUCGGGGGACAAAGUUGUCAUAAUUUGGGGAGAAAUCUGGUAUUUUCUGAAAAGAAUGCCUUAUUUUCCGGUGAAAAGUGGCGUUCUUCUGGGAAAAAAAUGCCUUAUUUUCGUGAGAGAUGUAGUAUUUUGGUAGAGAAAAUGUCAAAGACUGGAGAGGGAAGUGGUAUUUUGGGGGAGAAAAGUGGUAUUCAGGGGACGAUAUUGUCAAAUUUGGGGGAGAAAAGUGGUAUUUAAGAGAGAAAAUAUCGGUUUUUUUUUUGUUUUUUUGAAGAAAAGUGGUAUUUUCGAGAGAAAAAUGGUCAUUUGGGGGAGGAAAGUGGUAUUUUGCAAGAGAAAAUUUUAUAUUCUCAUGAGAAGUGUCAUCUUAUGCGUAAAAAAAAUGUAAUUUUAUGGAGAACAGUAGUAUAGAAAAUGUCUGAUUUUGGAGAACAAAUCUGUAUUUUUGGGAGAAGGCUGGUAUUGUGUGCAGAACGUGUCUUAUUUUUGAAAGAAAACCUGUAUUUUGCAGUUGAGAAGUCAUAUUAUGUGGAGAAUAGUUGUGUUUUGUGGUGAAAAUGUCUUAUUUUGGUGAGAAAGCGGUAUUAUUUUGGGGGAGAAAAUGUUAUACAUUUGGGAGAAAGUUGGUAUUUUGAGGAGAAAAUGUGAAAUGACUUCCUCCCCCGGAGGCAGUGAGGUCCUGGCCAACGCUGCCCAGAGGCUGUGGGUGCCAGCCCGAAAGGCCUUCCUUGGCCCCUGGGCCUAAAGCCACUGCCACAUGCAGAGAAGCCGUUCCUGGCGUCUAAAGCAACUGCCAGAGAAGCCAGCACCAGACCUGAAGCCUAAAAACACAGCUAGAGAGACUGGCACCGGCCCAAAGGCCUGAAGCCACAGCCACAGCCCGAGAGGCCGGCACCAGACCUGGGGCUUAAAGCCACAGCCACGGUUAGACAGGCUGGCAUUGGACAUGAGGCCUGAAGCCACAGCCCCAGAGACCAGCACUGUCCCAAGGAUUAAAAGCCACAGCCGCAGCCAGAGAAGCCAGCGCUGGCCCUGGGACCUAAAGUCACAGCCUGAGAGGCAGACAUCAGCUCUGGAGCCUAAAACCACAACCAGAGGCUGGCACCGGCCAAGCCACCAAGAUGUGGGCAAGAUGGGGGUCAGGGGCAGAUAUAGGCUGCUGAUCUACAGUGGCCCGAGAGCCACCUUACAGUAACCCCUGAACAACCCAGUAACAGACCCAUCACUGCCCCCAGCCUCAUAUGGGGUUAUGGUGCUCACAGGGUUAUGGGUUAUGUGGGGUUAUGGAUCAGGGUUCCACCUUUGGACCACAGGAAACCCCAAUCCCCUCUCAGGAAGAAAUCAAUAAAUGCACUCCAACACCACCCCACAUCCUCCAUUUUGACCCUAAAUUGCUCCCCACAUGCCCCCAGGCCCCCUAUGUCCCCAUGCCACCCCAUGUCCCCGCACCCACAAGUCCCACCUUUACCUCACACGUUGUCUUCUCCUGCGCAGCACUCUGUUCCUAUAGUCUGUGGUCCAUAUCCUCAGAUCCUCCCCAGAUCCUCCCAUGGUCCUGUUCCCCCAAUGCCCCUCACAUCCCUUUCACCCACAUCUGUGCCCUACACCUGUUCCAGCUCCACAUUCCUCUCCUGCAGCAGCUGCUCCUGCCCCAGCACCAUGUGGUUGUACAAGAGUUUGAUGGGGAUGGGGGUCAGGAGAGGCCCCACGUGGGCUAAGGGGGUCCUGGGAUGGUGAUGGGUGUCCUGCCAGGGACUGUGGGGGUUUGUGAGAUCCCGGGGGGGUCCUAGAGGUGGUAAAGGAGGUCUCAGGAAGUAGGGGGGUUCAGUGGGAGCACAAUGGGGGACAUGGGGUGCUGUUGGGGACUAUGGGGCUCUGUGUGGUUAUGGGCCAGCUACAGGGGAGGUGUACCGGGUCUGAGGAGGUCCUUGAGGGGUUAUGAGGUUCUGUGGGGGGCUACAGCUAAAGCCAUCAGACAACGUCAGCGGAUGCCUGGUGCUUGGAUACAAGCAGAAGUGCUGAUGGAAAAUCACCGCCGAAGCACAGACUGAGUCACUGGUACCUUGCAGUGAGGAAAGACUGAGAUGCACAGCGUCCUCACCUGCUUGCAUGUUGGAAGUGGAGGUUCAGCAGCAGCUCGACUCAUGAUUAAGUCCUCCAAAAACCUUCUUCUUUCUUCCUGAUCAGGAGACUGGAUACUGAAACCUUCUCCAAAGUCAUUAUUAAACAAUAUCUGUACCCAAAGCCCAAGGAGAAGACACGUUUCAGAUUUAAAACCACAAAACAAUUAUAUUCUAUUCCAAAACAAUUUCAGUUCUAAUUUAAAUGUCAUGACUAGCAUUUUACUCACCCUGCUAUGAAAUGACAGACUGGGAAGAAACGUUCUCAGUAAAGCACACCAAUGCUUAAAGCAUUCCUAAAAUAACAAGAAACUGAAGGGAAGGGAAAUGCUGGGGGAAGGGGA
Molecule: messenger RNA, 12169 nt
Organism: Gallus gallus (chicken)
Lineage: Eukaryota; Metazoa; Chordata; Aves; Galliformes; Phasianidae
Product: LIM and senescent cell antigen-like-containing domain protein 1
Exons: 10
Coding region: 6148-7146 (332 amino acids)
Biological process (GO): regulation of DNA-templated transcription
Cellular component (GO): nucleus
Source: RefSeq, a predicted model, not a curated record